AUGAAUUUCAAUAUUUCAAUUCAAUUGGUUUUAUAUCUUAUUCUUUGUCAUUGGACUUAUUAUGUGUAUUCAGCAUCUAGUUCAUCUGCUUUUGCAAGUUCAGUUAAAUUAAUGAAUCGUAAAAGUGAUAGCGGACUGAAUUCUCGAAAACAUAAAGUUUCAACUACAAAUGGCAUCGAUAUAGAUGAUGAUACCACACUUCAAUUCAAUUCGGAUGAAUCUCGACUGCGUGCCACGUUACUUGAAAGUUACGUACCUGAAGCUCGGCCAGUUAUGAAUACAACAACGGUCACUGUGGUUGAUGUUGGUCUUAAUAUCAUUCAAGUGAUGAAUUUAGAUGAACAAAAUCAAGUUAUGACAACUAAUGUUCAAGUUACAUUGAAAUGGCAAGAUGAACAUUUACGAUGGUUACCCAGUGACUAUAAUGAUCAAAAUCGAACUGUUUUUUCUGCACUUGAAAUUUGGACUCCUGAUAUUGUUCUAUUCAAUUCAGCUGAUGUUGCUUAUUCUCAACGACGUGAAUACUAUUUAUUAACUGUUCAUUGGAAUGGUACUGUCGAAUGGGUCUAUCCUGAUGUGUUUCGAUCUUACUGUGAUGUUGUUAUAACAUAUUUUCCAUUUGACAAACAAAAUUGUACACUUGAGAUUCAAUCAUGGUCACGUCCCUCUGAUGAAUUAUUAGUUCGACAUCAACCGCAAAAUGUUCGCCAACAAAGUCAAUAUAUACGUACUGAAUGGCAAGUUUAUGAAAUAGUUGUACAAAAUGCUACUAUGAAUCGUUAUUUAUGGCUCGUAUUUCAAAUAAAAAUGAAACGUAACUAUCAAUUUUAUGUUAAUCAUAUGAUAUUUCCAUUCUCAAUCUUAUCUUGUUUAACAUUAUUUGUAUUUUGGCUUCCACCUGAUUCAGGUGAAAAAAUUACAUUAACGAUUACAAUUCUUCUUGCCUUAACAGUUUUUCUUCAACUCAUAUCCGAUUAUACACCAAAAGCUUCUUCUAAUCUUCCUAUUAUUGGUAUAUAUUUUAAUGUCAAUUUAAUAUUGGUGCUUAUUUCUGUUGUCCUUACGGUGGUCGUACUUAAUUUUCAUUAUCGUGGACCAAAGAAGUCACGUGUACCACGUUGGUGUCGUCGCAUAGUAAUGGGUAAAAUCGGUUGUUGGCUUGGUUUUCAUUUUAUCAGUGAUGAACAAUUACUUUCUCAAUCAAAUUCGACUAAAACUAAUGUGAGACGUAGUACUCGUCGAGAUAAUUCAAAUGGUGAAAUUCGUCGAGGUGAGAAAAAUACCAAAACAAAAUUACCACUCCUUCCAAUAACAACAGCAACAAAAACAACAACAAAUUCAAGUAAAACAACUGCUAAUAAUAAUGAUGAUGACAAUGGCACAGAAGAAACAACUCAGAAAUCUACUCAACAACAUUCACUAACCCAUAAUAUUGAACAAAUAUUACUUACGAUGCAAACACAAUUUGAUCCAAAUAGUAUUGAUGAUGAAGAAUUAAAACUUUCUAUAUUACGUGAAAUUCUUGAAUGCCAACGUUUACUUUUAACAAUACAUGCUCGAAGACAAAAUGUUCAAUCACAAUUAUUAUAUGAUAUAUAUGAAGAAUGGAAAAUUCUAGCUAUUAUUGUUGAUCGAAUUUGUUUUAUAUUUUAUCUUAUUAGUAUGCUCGCUGCAUCAGUUAUUUUCUUUGUACGAGAACCAAUAUUGAAGCGAAAUGGAUAA
Messenger RNA from Rotaria socialis, 1722 nucleotides. The record is from the annotation of a GenBank genome assembly. NCBI's taxonomy places the organism in Eukaryota, Metazoa, Rotifera, Eurotatoria, Philodinida, Philodinidae.